This is a messenger RNA of Eurypyga helias (sunbittern), 953 nucleotides long. RefSeq names its product dolichyl-phosphate mannosyltransferase polypeptide 1, catalytic subunit (gene DPM1). Gene Ontology annotation, molecular function: dolichyl-phosphate beta-D-mannosyltransferase activity. Gene Ontology annotation, cellular component: endoplasmic reticulum membrane. NCBI's taxonomy places the organism in Eukaryota, Metazoa, Chordata, Aves, Eurypygiformes, Eurypygidae. Gene Ontology annotation, biological process: protein O-linked glycosylation via mannose; GPI anchor biosynthetic process. The annotation marks the transcript as partial. The transcript is spliced from 8 exons. The record is from RefSeq and is a predicted model, not a curated record.
GGAAACAAUUUUGAAAUUAUUAUCAUAGAUGAUGGGAGCCCGGAUGGCACACAGGAAAUUGCUGAACAAUUGGAAAAGAUAUAUGGAUCAGACAAAAUACUUCUAAGACCCAGAGCAAGGAAGUUGGGCCUCGGCACUGCUUAUAUUCAUGGAAUGAAGCACGCCACUGGGAAUUUUAUUGUUAUUAUGGAUGCUGACCUCUCCCACCAUCCAAAAUUUAUUCCAGAGUUUAUCAGAAAGCAGAAAGAAGGCAAUUUUGACAUUGUAUCUGGAACAAGAUAUAAAGGAAAUGGAGGAGUGUAUGGCUGGGAUUUGAAAAGAAAAUUAAUCAGUCGUGGUGCCAAUUUUAUAACUCAGGUUUUGCUGAGACCAGGUGCAUCAGACUUAACAGGGAGUUUCAGGUUAUACCGAAAAGAAGUCUUACAGAAACUGAUGGAAAAAUGUGUUUCAAAAGGAUACGUCUUCCAGAUGGAGAUGAUUGUUCGGGCUAGACAGUUAGGAUAUACUAUUGGAGAGGUUCCUAUUUCAUUUGUGGACCGUGUCUAUGGAGAAUCUAAACUGGGAGGCAAUGAAAUCGUCUCCUUUUUAAAGGGACUCUUGACCUUGUUUGCUACAACAUGAUAGUUUACUCCUAAAUUAACUUUCUUAGAAAAACAUCUUCUGACAUCUGUGUGGUUUUUGAUAUUAAAUAGCAAGCAGAAGCCUGAUAAUUUGUGUGGUGACCCAAAGAGCUACUGUAAACUAACAAUGAAAUGAACCACCAAUAAUAAACUGAAUAUACUGCAUCCCAGAAUGCUCUUUUCAGAAUAAACAAACUGUAUGUUAAACUAAAAAAUAAUAAAGACUAAUGCUGUCUUCUAUUUUUGUCAGAAUAAUGAAGUCUUAAUAAAGAACACAAAGCUAAAUGAUCUUUGCAUUUUAAAAUGAAUCAUUAUUCAGCAGAAGCUAAAGAU